CGCCCCGCUUCAUUCCUGCGUUGUUUGGGGACAGUAGGAAGAUGGCGGCGGUCCCGCUGUACUGUGUCUGCCGGCAGCCUUACGAUGUGAGCCGGUUUAUGAUCGAGUGCGACAUCUGUAAAGACUGGUUCCACGGCAGCUGUGUGCAGGUAGAAGAGCAUCAUGCUGUGGAUAUUGAUGUUUACCACUGUCCCAACUGUGAUGUUGUACAUGGACCCUCCCUGAUGAAAAAGCGCAACAACUGGCACAGGCAUGACUACACAGAGCAAGACGAUGGGUCGAAGCCAGUGCAGGCCGGCACCUCGGUGUUUGUCAAGGAGCUGCAGAACAAGACCUUCCCCAGCGCCGAGGACAUUUUGAUCCGGAUGAAGGGGGAGCAGGUGACGCCCAGGUACCUGGAGAGGCACGGCUUCAACUACCCCAUAGCGAUCACCGAGAUGGAGGGCCUGGGGCUUAAACUACCACCUUCUACUUUCUCUGUCAAAGAUGUGGAGCAGUACGUGGGUGGUGACAAAGUCAUUGAUGUGAUCGAUGUGGCACGGCAGGCUGACAGCAAGAUGAAGCUCAGCGAGUUUAUUAAGUAUUUCACCAAGUGGCAUCGGCCCAAGGUCCUCAACCUCAUCAGCUUGGAGUUCUCUGACACCAAGAUGGCAGAGCUGGUGCAGGUUCCUGACGUGGCUCAGAAGAUGUCCUGGGUGGAGAACUACUGGCCAGAUGACUCCUUCUUUCCAAAACCCUUUGUCCAGAAGUACUGCCUCAUGGGAGUCAAGGACAGCUACACAGAUUUCCACAUAGACUUUGGAGGCACCUCUGUCUGGUAUCAUGUUCUCUGGGGAGAGAAGAUCUUUUACUUGAUCAAGCCCACUCCCGCUAACCUUGCACUAUACGAGGCAUGGAGCUCCUCGCCCAAUCAGAGUGAAGUGUUCUUUGGGGACAAAGUGGACAAGUGCUACAAGUGUAUUGUCCCACAGGGAACAACGCUGCUCAUUCCUACAGGCUGGAUCCAUGGUGUUCUCACCUCUCAGGAUUGCAUGGCAUUUGGAGGGAACUUCCUUCACAACCUCAAUAUUGGCAUGCAGCUCAGGUGUUAUGAAAUGGAGCGUCGUUUGAAAACUCCAGACCUCUUCAAGUUUCCGUACUUUGAGGCUAUCUGUUGGUAUGUGGCCAAAAACCUCCUGGAAAUGCUAAAAGAGCUACGUGAGGACAAUUGUCCCCCACCAACCUACAUAGUGGACGGAGUUAAGGCUUUAAUCAGUGCACUAAAGACCUGGUUGAAAAGAGAGGUGAGUGAGCCAACCAGUGAGGUACCAGACAAUAUCAGGCCUAACCAUCUUAUUAAAGAGCUGACCAAGGAAGUCCGCUACCUGGAGGAAGAAGCAGUCAGUGGCGGCAAGCCAGUGAAAUCUCAGGGAAGUGGGUGUGGAAUAGGAUUGACUGGCUGCCCGGCCACUCGCUCCACACUGGAGAGGCUGUGCCAGGCUCGGCGGGCAAGAAGAGCUGCCAGGCGGUUAAGGGAGCAGCAGCAACACGGCCCAAAGGUGCCCUCCAACCUAGACAUCUUGGAGCAGCACACCAAGGAGGUGCUGAAGAGGCUGGAGGUGGGACCUCUGGAAGAGGAUUCGGCGUUCUGUGCCAAGGUUCAUGGGAAACUCAACAAAGUGUCAACUGCAUCAGCUGCUGCUGCUGCAGAGUCUUUGGAGGACAACCACCUACGGCUGAUGUUGGUCAAUGGCAGAAUCAUCAGAGAUAUGAGGCGAACUGGCAGAAGCCCUGUUAAAACAGAGAGUGAACCAUCAUCUGUUUGCCAGAGUCCAAUGAAGACUUGUAUGAUACAGGACAGUCAAGAUGGAAUGUUUGAGAAAACCACACUCCUCAGGGGUUUAGAAAGGGUGAAGACUGAACUCAGGGAAGACGUCUCAGGACACUCCAGUGUGUCCGACAUGGAGUCAGACAGUGACUCUCCCAUAGAGCAUAAAGCAUCAUCGCCGUCAUCCUCUUCUGACGAGGAUUCAGAGAGUUCCCAGACAGAGGAUGAGGAGGAGAAAGGCUCAGGGCACACCAUAGAGCUGGACCAUAAACUCAGGCACAAACACAAAACACUCAAACGAGAACGUCCUACCUCACCCACCACAGAAGAGGCCAUUCAGGGGAUGCUGUCUAUGGCUGGUCUGCUUUGCUCCUCUAAGCCAGAGAAGGUAGCCUCAUCUCAGGAGUCCUGGUGGUCCAACUCCAGCCAGUGCUCACCAGUGGAGCAGAGGGACGAGGUGUUACACCAGCACCACCUGCUGGACAAAAGCCCAAUGGACAGCCAGGGCAACAGCAGCAGUGAGGCCUGGGACAAUCAGGGGCUCCCUAGCCCCCUCAGCCGAACCCAGGCCACAAGCCCAGAGGCAGACUAUCAAUACUGUGACCCUGCAAUGUCUCCACCGCUGCACCCCUCAAAGAGGAACGCCCCCAACCCCCCACCCAUCAGCAAUCAGGCCACAAAAGGCAAACGGCCCAAAAAAGGAAUGGCUACUGCCAAGCAGAGACUGGGAAAGAUCCUGAAAAUCAACAGACACAGUCGCGUCUUUGUGUAAGGCUCCAAGAACUUUAGAGGAGAAGUGAGAUGCUGGAGAUGUAUCAUUCAAGAAAAAAAAGAAACAUUUUUCCAUUUUGUUAUCGGACACUUUGGUGCUGUAGAAACAGAAGAAAGGUAUAAAACACAGACAUACACACACUGCCUGGAGAUGACCGUAACUGAAUGAACCUUGACAUGUAGAACACGCUCACUGUGCACGCUUAGGAGACAGGGUAUUGGAUUUGAUAUAAGCAAGUGCACAUCUUCACCAUAAGCACACUAAGAAAAAAACGACAAUAAAAGCUUCAAGCUAAAGGAGAAGACGAGCAUGUGAAAUUAUCUGCUGCAGGGAAAGUAGAACUGAAGCUUCUGUGGGCAUUCAAAUGGACAAAAAGAUGUGGGAGGUCUACCGGACGACAAACAUGUUUGCUUUGCCAGCGAAACGGCAGGAUACCUAUUGCUUCUGACGCCAAGAUCAUCUGCAUCACAUUUAUUACCCCGUCUGAAGACCUUCCCAGCUAUUUCUGACCAGGAUGGAGUCCCUGGCAGGGUCCUUUUUUUUUCUUUCCUCCCCUCCUAAGGACCCUGAAGGGUGAGACAAGGGGCUAAAGGAAAGGUGGUGAACUGAAAUUUCAAAAUGGUGCUUAUUGUUUUUACUUUUCUCCACUCAUGCUUGUCCCUUCCAAUCGUCACCUUCCUCUCCUCUUUAUCUCAAUCCCCUUUUAUCUCAAUCACACCAGCAAUAAUGACUUUUGAGGAGUGAGUCCGAGGCAGCACUUUGGUGCAUUUUUCCCUUCUUUAUUCUUGUUUCUUUGGUUGAAUUUGUAUUAUUUUGUUUAUAUAAAAAGGUCUAAAUAGGUGCAUUACAGACUUGCACAAAUUAGUGCAAAACCUACUCAAACGCACUGUAUGGGAACUAAGGAUGUCUGUCUUUAAAAGGGAAGAAAUUGUUCAGAGUGCUGCCUCUCAAUGAAUUUGUUUAAAUAGGAAUUGAGUCACUCAUUUUGAAAAGCUCAAAAUGACAAAACUCAUGAGAUCCUUAAUUUAUUUGUUUUAUCUGUGAUGUUUUUAAUGUUAUUUUUUAUAGAGUCUGAAUGAUGUAUUUAUUAAUUGAAAGAGAAUGAUUUUAUUAUAUUUUGACCCUAAAUCUCAGCUUUUGAGGGCUUUUUUUAUGGGGUUAUUUCUCCUUUAACACAUACCUUUUUGUAAAUGUGGAUGUUUUAGAGUUCAUGUGACCAUCAUCUGUUGCGUAGCAUUCUACCUUUCAAAACCUUUUCCCUUACCCAGUUGAAUAGAGCCCACAUUGAUUCUGGUCUGUUCUGCUUUUCUCUUUUUCUGUAGCCAGAGGUGUUUGGUCUACGUGUGAUUAGAGUCUAGGUUAGGUUGGAAAGAUGUCAGCUUUCAUAUCUAUGCCUGAGCUUUUUCAACUUGUGCCACUCAUUUAGGAAAAACAACAACCCACAAGUAUUCUGAGCCAUUGUGGUUGAUCCAAAGUAGUCGAUGUAUUCAGAAUUGAACAGUUGAGUAACUUUGGGAGGAUGAGUGACUGAUUUCUUUAAUGUGUUUUGCUUGGCAUGUGCAGUUUUUCACUCUCAGGGAAUGAUGCCAUGGACAUAACCUUUUGAUUACCCACCAGCCACAUCAUGGAUGCAGACCAGAUGUUCUCAGCACUCACUCAAGACUUAAACUUCACCUCAAGCUUUGGAGUUGAAGUUUGUUCAUCCAUUAGGAUUUCAGUUGUAAGGAUAAGAUCUCGCUCGUACCUUUUUUACAGUAGAUACAAUAGUUUCACAACUUCUGUUCAUGUGAAUUUCGUAUUGUUCCCCACUGCUUCCAAGCACACGCUCAGUUAUGUGUUACACCAGAAACACCCAUGUUAUAAAGUCCAUUCUUAAAGACAUUUAAUGUAAAUGUUGCCAAGUAGCUUUAAGACCACCCUUUGAACAGUGUGAGACUUUGAAAGCUUUGCUCAGGUUCACUUGUUGUGCACAUGACCUGUGACUGUGUGAUCUCUCAUUCAGCCCUGAUGUGUUUCACAUAAUCCUAACAACAAACUGACUUAAACCAUUAGUGUUAAUCACUUUGCCAGACUGAUUUCCUCCUCUUUUCCUUACAAUUUAACCUUUUGAACUCUCGUUGCAUGUUGAAUUAUUGAAAACGUGCUGGCCCGCAGGCAGGGUUUGUUUCUAAGCUGAAGUAUUCAUCAUACAGGAUCUUUCCUCUUUGGUUUUAUAUGCAGCUUUCUUCACAUUUCUUAAUGAGCGUUGGUCCGCGCUAUUUUUUUUUUUUCCCCAGAUUUAAAUUGCUUGAUUUAAAAAUAUACAAACACUGGCUGUGACACAGACACUGUUAAUGAAUUGCAUUUUGUUUCUGCAUUUCAAAAAUUGCGUGUAAAUAAAACUAAUGAAAUAAC
Messenger RNA from Betta splendens (Siamese fighting fish), 4973 nucleotides. It is a transcript of the gene kdm7aa, whose product is annotated as lysine (K)-specific demethylase 7Aa. The transcript has 18 exons. Gene Ontology annotation, molecular function: transcription coregulator activity; histone demethylase activity. The record is from RefSeq and is a predicted model, not a curated record. Bases 42 to 2579 code for a protein of 845 amino acids. Gene Ontology annotation, biological process: protein demethylation; regulation of transcription by RNA polymerase II. NCBI's taxonomy places the organism in Eukaryota, Metazoa, Chordata, Actinopteri, Anabantiformes, Osphronemidae.